CUUGUCCUGCCUUCAGAGGCUUUGGAGAACAACUUGACUCCCUCUUCUUUGGGGCAGCCCCUGAGAUAUUGGAGCACUGCUGUCAUGUCACCUCUCGUCCUUCUCUUCAUUAGACAUGAGAUAUGGGCACCUUUAGAAGUUUCCCAGAGUGGCCCUGGAGUUGAAGAAGAAUCUGCCUUGACUUUUGGGGCUCGGAGAUCUGGAGAAGCUGCUAUUCUUGCACAUAAGCGGUAGGAGGGAGUGAAAGCUUGUUGAAGAGGCUUGCUCAAACUGGUCGCCUGCUCCGUCAAGAGGCUUAGCUGGGAAAAGCUAUCAGCAUUAAAAUACAGCCCCGGCUGCUGCUUCUUUCUUCCUCUCUGUCUCUCUCUCUCUCUGCAACAGCCUCAACCUCUCACAGCACCAAGUGGACAAGAAGAAGAAAGUGGCCACAACUCCAGAGCAGAGAGAAAGCCGAACACCGCUGCUGGGCAACAGACAAACCGCUGAGAUGUCAAACCACGAUUAAAGUGGGCUCCUGAAGAAGACUUUUGUCUCUCUGUGCUGAGAGCUCCUUUGGCAUCUUCCCAAUCUGACUCCAACAGGGUAACAGCAAAGAGUUUGACAUUAAAACCUUCCUGUAACUGGAUUCCCUUGGAUCUUAUUUUUUUAUUGUUAUAUAUAUAUAUAUAUAUAUAUAUAUUUAAAGGCAACGGUAUCGACAGCUGCUUUUUAAAAUCCAUUUCUUUCCCACUCAGGGAGGAAAAGCUUGGGCGGUGUGUCCGUUGUGUGUGUGGUUUUAUUUUCUUUUUCCUGGCCCCCAUCUCCAUUCUGCUGCUGCUUUUGGAAGAUUUGCCUCCUGAUGUUUCUAACGGAGCUGGGGAUUGUCUGCCCGAGGGGCAGACCUGAAGCCCGAGACUUAUGGGACGUCAAGAAAGAGCUCGGGAUCCCUUCUGGAUUGGGACUUGAAGGAAGGAUGGGGGCGCUGAGGAAAUCUGUGCAGUGAAAGAGACUUUGCUUGGAUCUACCUGCCUGUUUACACGUAAAGCUGGGGAUCUCCUUCCGUUUCUCUGGCAGCAAAGCGAGGCCCCGAAAGACAUCCAGAGUUACAACAGGCUAACUCAGGGAUGAGUACAGGCAGACUCAACCCUUACAGCAUUGUGUCUUCUGAGGAAGACGGCUUGAUCUUGACCACCAUGCCCGGAGUGAAUGGCUUUGGCAACGGUAAGAUCCACACUCAGAAGAAAUGCCGGAAUAGAUUUGUGAAGAAGAACGGCCAAUGUAAUGUCGAAUUCACCCACAUGGAUGAUAAACCUCAGAGAUACAUCGCCGACAUGUUCACCACCUGCGUGGACAUCCGUUGGAGAUACAUGUUGCUGCUCUUCUCCCUUGCUUUCCUGGUGUCCUGGUUAUUGUUUGGCCUCAUCUUUUGGCUGAUUGCCCUGAUCCACGGGGACAUUGAGAAGCCCACUAAGGAUGAAACCUUUACCCCUUGUCUCCUGCAGGUGAACGGCUUUGUGGCUGCAUUCCUCUUCUCCAUUGAGACUCAGACGACCAUCGGUUAUGGCUUCCGUUGUGUGACCGAGGAGUGUCCCCUGGCCGUCUUCAUGGUGGUCCUUCAGUCUAUUGUAGGGUGCAUCAUUGACUCCUUCAUGAUUGGGGCCAUCAUGGCCAAAAUGGCCAGGCCAAAGAAGAGAGCUGAAACGUUACUCUUCAGCCACCAUGCCGUGGUGGCCAUGAGGGACGGCAAGCUUUGCUUGAUGUGGAGAGUGGGCAACCUUCGCAAAAGUCACAUUGUUGAGGCUCACGUCCGAGCCCAGCUCCUGAAAUCCAGGAUCACCGAGGAGGGGGAAUACAUCCCCCUUGACCAGAUUGACAUAGAUGUUGGGUUUGACAAAGGCUUGGACCGUAUUUUUCUGGUCUCCCCCUUGACGAUCCUUCACGAGAUCAACGAGGAGAGCCCCCUCUUUGGGAUCAGUCGGCAAGAAAUGGAGAUGGAUGAUUUUGAGAUUGUGGUGAUCCUGGAAGGCAUGGUGGAGGCCACGGCAAUGACCACCCAAGCUCGGAGUUCGUACCUGUCCAGUGAGAUCCUCUGGGGCCACCGUUUUGAACCCGUCCUCUUUGAGGAGAAAAACCAAUACAAAGUGGACUAUUCACACUUCCACAAGACUUAUGAGGUCCCGUCGACUCCCUGUUGCAGUGCCAAGGAUUUGGUGGAGAACAAAUUCCUGCUUCCCAGCACCAAUUCCUUCUGUUACGAGAACGAGCUUGCCCUUAUGAGCCGUGAUGAGGAGGAGGAGGAGGAGGAGGAGGAAGAGGAGGAAGUAGAGGAGGAAGAUGAAGACUGCAGAGGUUUGGACAAUCCGUGCUCAGUUGACCAGCCUGAAUUUGAUAGGCUGCCAACUUCUGUAGGAUCUCUUGAUCAAAGGUCCUAUCGGAGAGAAUCAGAAAUAUGACUCCGGGGGGGGGGCUGCCUAAGUGUUUGCAGAGUUUCUUUGAUCUCUCCUUUCUCCUUCUUACCAAACUUCUCCCCCCAAAAAAAGUAUGCAGAACAAUGCAAGUGCCAUAGGGAUGCCUGGGAAUUAGUGUGGUUUGUCGGAUGUUGCGUUUUGUGGUCUUUUAAGAAAAUAAUUACGUGCAAUAAUCACUGAACGGCACCAGGUUUCAGAAAGUGGUAGCUCUCCUAGGUCAGAACGUUCUGCAGAGCAGCUCCCAAAGGGUGGCACCGUGGGUUUGGCAGCAAGAACAGAAACACACACAGACCCACUUUUCUGAGUUUUAUGCUUUGUGCAGGAAUGACAAGGCAUGCUGAAAAGGCGUAUAAGGAGUCUCUCCUUCCCUUAGUGAAAAAUUAGUUUUUUCUUUUUCAAGACUACUAUUAUCUCAGAGUGAUUCAGAAGAAGAGAACAUCAGGAAAUCAAACCAUGCGUGUUUGUCUCAAAGAUACAUACUGUCAAGAGACGGGAAUAUUUUGCACUAAAUCAAGAUGGACAUCUCUUUCGUGAUUUUACUACGCUGUCAUGGUGAGAGGGGAUGACGAGAAAGCCUCAAGUGGUGGGACUCCAGGGCUGGUUCUACCAUUAGGUGGCAUGAGGAAGCCCGUAUGGGCAAUUGCACAAGAUGUCCUCCAUGGGAAGACUUACAAACCACAGGGAGAUUUUGAGGGGUCAGAAAACCUAGGUUUCCUUUUGCAAGCUAACCUGCUUUCCUCAUAUAUGUUUCUCGUGGGCCGUUCAACAAGUCCUAAUAGAAGCGUCCUCAAGUCAAGUUCAAUGCCUGGUGAACAUAUGGAUGCUUUCCUAGGAGUCUUCUUGGCAAUCCUAUAGAAGCGACUUAGCCUGGCCUUCUUCAGGAAAGUUUUGAAAAGGGUUUCUAGUCUUUGGUCCUCUUUGUUUUGGAAGGUUUUCCUCUACGUCCUAACCAGAUCUGAACUUGCUUAGCUUUUUAAGAAUCCAUCUCAGUUCCAUCUUCAAGUACUUGGAGCUUCUGGAGAUACGCCCACAGAUUGCAGCCCUGGGAUUGGGGGGUGGGUGGGAAAAUUCUGCCUUGAGAACCAUCAUAUUAUCUGCUGAUGAUGGCCCUCACCCAUCUCGUCGUCCUUCCUCAAAGACGGAUGUUCUGAUUUUAAAAACAGCAGAUGGCCAAAUGAAAUGAACUCAGCUGAUUUUCCUCCAACUAUUUGGAGCAAUUGUCUUUCUUUAAUCAAUAAACGAGAAUAUUUGUAUCUCAGGGUUGAAAUGAGGGGUCCUUGGUGCUCUGUAAGCUUAGUGAUUUCCUUGCAGACGUUUCAUGACCCAAAGUAGGUGACAUGACUAGCACUGAUGA
Messenger RNA from Crotalus tigris (Tiger rattlesnake), 3801 nucleotides. Its product is annotated as ATP-sensitive inward rectifier potassium channel 12. The record is from RefSeq and is a predicted model, not a curated record. Gene Ontology annotation, molecular function: inward rectifier potassium channel activity. The transcript has 2 exons. Gene Ontology annotation, cellular component: plasma membrane. Gene Ontology annotation, biological process: potassium ion import across plasma membrane; regulation of monoatomic ion transmembrane transport. Lineage: Eukaryota; Metazoa; Chordata; Lepidosauria; Squamata; Viperidae. The coding region runs from base 1104 to 2432 and encodes 442 amino acids.